GAAUUAAUCCCUUUAGAUAUUAAGCUGUAUCUUAUAAACGAUUAGAAAAGGAAGCGAGGAAGGGUUUCUGCAAGCUCCUUCUGUCUUUCAUUGAUUUUUAACCAAAUUCCAUAUCGAACAACAAGUAUAUGAAUCACUAUUGUUGCUAAUUUAAAAAAAAAGUGUAGUUUUUUCUUUUUCGAGGAGACGGAGAUAGAUAUAUAAGGCCAGAGUUCUUCAAUUUCUGUAUUUACAAGAUGAAGACGACGAAAGGAGGCAAAGUUAUGAACCCCACUGACGCCUAUCGUAAGGAGCUUCGCAAGAAGGAAUUGAAACGGAACAAAAAAGAAAGAAAGAAGGUGAGGGAGGUGGGCAUUUUGAAGAAGGAUCCUGAUGUUCUUAAGGAGCAAAUAGAGAAGUUGGAACUGAUGAAGGCAGACGGUGCCUUGGAUAAAGCAAGAAAACACAAGAAGCGGCAACUUGAGGAUACACUCAACCUUGUUUUGAAAAAGAGAAAGGAGUAUGAAGAGAAGAUGAAGGAGAAGGGUGAGACCCCAGUCAUGUUCAGUCAUUUGGGGCCGCCUCGAAGGAGAACAUCUGCAGAAGAAGAAGAGAGAGUCAAGCACCCUAAGCCUGAAGACUCUGUCUACUAUCACCCUACCCUUAAUCCUACUGGGGCCCCACCACCGGGAAAGCCUCCUAUGUAUAAGUCAUCCAUAGGGCCCCGGAUUCCCUUAUCUGCUGCUACCUCAUCAAGCACUGCUCCGUCGUCCUCAAAUGCGGAGUCAGAUGAUGCUGCCUUAGCUAUGCCUCCCCCUCCACCUCCCCCACCUCCACCUUUGACAGAGAGCACUAACUUGGCCUCUGGAGACAUCUCUGUUGUCCCUGCUUCUUUACCCCUACCUCCUCCUCCUCCAAUGCCACCAAAGCCUCCUGCACCUGGCUUGGGUAUGCCACUGCCUCCACCUCCUCCAGGUCCUCCACCAAAAGAUCAAGUUGCAAAUCACACCUUACUUCCACCACCUCCACCCCUCCAACAGUCUGCUCAGCCACCUCCACCUGGCACCAAUGAAAUUGGAAGGGAGAGAAAUUUAUGUACCUUGUCAGAUGAACCAUCCUCCAAAGAAACAGUUCAGGUACCUACUCUUCUCCCUCCACCACCUCCUCCUCCAAGUAUGCUGCUGAAGUCAGCCAGCAAUCAGUCUGAAGGUGCCUUAUCUGAAAUUGAUGGAGAUAAUCCAACAGCAGCAAAGGAUAACCUUAAAAUGGUGCCCCCACCACCUCCUCCACGGCAACCACCUCCUGUGCCUGGGCCAACUUUGAUACCCACAUUACAGCCUGAUGUAUUACCUCCAGGAAUUUCACAUUUGCCAGGACCCCCACCUCCACCAGGUAUGCAGGCACCAGUGAUUGCUACUGGACUUCCUGGCCAAGUGGCUCCACCGGGAGUGAUGGUUCCACUAAUGCCAAGACCACCAUAUCCUCCUCCCCCUGGACCUCCCCCAAUGAUGAGACCACCCCUUCCACCUGGUCCUCCUCCGACCUUGCAAGAAGAUCCUGCAAUGAGGCCACCCAUUCCUCAGAAGCCAUCUUAUAUCAAAUCUGCCGCAUCCACUGUUGUUAAGAGGCCAUUAGCACAGCAUACUCCAGAACUUACAGCUAUGGUUCCUGCUUCAGUUCGAGUAAGAAGAGAGACUGCUGUCCAAAAAUCAAAACCCAAGCCAACAGUUUCAACUGCAUCAGUAGCAGCCACCAGACCAACAGUCGCUACCAUCGUGAAGCCAGAGUCCACCAACUUGCCAUCAGCUCCAAAGGCUCAGAGUAUUGAUGACUCAUACAUGGCCUUUUUGGAGGACAUGAAAGCACUUGGAGCUCUAGAUGCUUGAUCUCAGACUAGGGGGACUCAGAAACAAGGAACCGAAAGCAGCAAAGUGUACAGGUUAAUGUGCUGGACCAGGUGUUUGAGCUAGAGAAAUUGUGGUUGCAAGUGGCUUUUGGUUCGGUUAGUCGUUGGGUUUUCAGAACCUACAUUGUAUCUUUGAUCCAUUUUUCUGUUGCUAAAACUCCUCAAUAUGUAAGUGGGUGUGAGUGGGGCCAAUUUUUCUUGAAGUGGACGAUGGAUAUAUUAACUGGAAUAGAGGGAUAACUGUACUUCAUAAAAGUCAAUAUUUGGUUGCCAACGAUUCCCAACUUAUUUUCUUUGUACUCUCUCAUUUGUAACUUUUAUGGGAUGUAAUUCCAUUAUUAUUGUUGCCUGUUUAGAGAGACUUGUAACCCUUUAAUCUGCUCAUUUUAUGUUC
This is a messenger RNA of Manihot esculenta (cassava), 2279 nucleotides long. Its product is annotated as protein EARLY FLOWERING 5. Gene Ontology annotation, biological process: mRNA cis splicing, via spliceosome. Bases 237 to 1865 code for a protein of 542 amino acids. Gene Ontology annotation, cellular component: spliceosomal complex. The record is from RefSeq and is a predicted model, not a curated record. Lineage: Eukaryota; Viridiplantae; Streptophyta; Magnoliopsida; Malpighiales; Euphorbiaceae. The transcript has 9 exons.